AGGGUCCUUCGGUCGCAUCCCAUUUUUUUUAACUUGACGAUGCUGAGGCCGCAGCCAACCCUUCGACAACCGUACAACACCGAUACAGUACUUGUCGCCUUUGUGGGGCUCUUAAGGCCCAGAAAAAUCUAAACAUUUGCGCGUCCGGCAGCUUUGUCUUACUCGAUCAGCACAAUGGCAACUGAUGCGCAACUGUUCAUCUCCUCGUUCCAACUCGACACCUCCCCCGCGGCGCUUGAGACGCAGUCCAAAGCUCGCUACGAUCGCGUGACACGCUAUACAGCCCUCAGUACCGGUGAUGCAUCUAUAAAGCUCAUACUAGAUGUUAACACGGAUCUUUACACACUGAGCCCCGACACACAAUUCGACCUCUGCCUGGCGAGCACGCUGAAUCUGGACGGAACUAAAGAUGAGGGUAAGAGCGGUGGCUGGAGGGAAAAGCAACCAGGCGAGAGCGAUCUGAGCGACGGAUGGGACUACGUGUGUUACGGCAAGGUAUACAAGUUCGACGAGGGCAAAGACGGCGAAGAGAUUAAGAUGUAUGCGAGCUUCGGCGGGCUUCUCAUGUAUUUGGAAGGCCCUUACAGGAAACUCACAUCGCUACGUGUGGAUGACAUAUAUCUCUUGAUAAAAAAAUGAGAUCCUUAGAUCAUCAAGCCUCACUUUUUUUCCCAGGGCGUCGUAUGAAUGAUCAAAAGCAGGCUAUACACGUACUGUGAAUCUGAGUUGGCGCGAGAGAAGCUAUUGUCAUUGAAUAGACGCAAUCUAGGAUACGCAGAUGUCUACCUAUUCAAGAGCAAUGUGUUGGAGCUGUUUGAUGCUUUUCUACACAGAAGCAGUAUCCAUGGAAAACAGCCAUCAAACUUGCUUGCGAACAGCACCGGUGUCAGUGCAAACAGAGAUACGCAAAUGAAAAAGAGAUGGGGUGUUCUACUCUAUCCCUUUCCUUCAGAAAUCUUUCAGCCCAUCGGAAAUUCCAGCCUCCUAUGACAUCGAGUCACAAUUUCAGCAUAGUUCCUC
Verruconis gallopava is the source of this 1020-nucleotide messenger RNA. RefSeq lists its product as uncharacterized. Gene Ontology annotation, biological process: DNA-templated transcription. The record is from RefSeq and is a predicted model, not a curated record. The coding region runs from base 175 to 639 and encodes 154 amino acids. Gene Ontology annotation, molecular function: DNA-directed RNA polymerase activity. The transcript has 2 exons. Gene Ontology annotation, cellular component: RNA polymerase II, core complex; RNA polymerase III complex; RNA polymerase I complex. NCBI's taxonomy places the organism in Eukaryota, Fungi, Ascomycota, Dothideomycetes, Venturiales, Sympoventuriaceae.